Messenger RNA from Colletotrichum graminicola M1.001, 501 nucleotides. RefSeq lists its product as uncharacterized. The record is from RefSeq and is a predicted model, not a curated record. Gene Ontology annotation, molecular function: glucan endo-1,3-alpha-glucosidase activity. The transcript has a single exon. Lineage: Eukaryota; Fungi; Ascomycota; Sordariomycetes; Glomerellales; Glomerellaceae. The coding region runs from base 1 to 501 and encodes 166 amino acids.
AUGGCCUGUGGAGAGGCCACUAACGUGGGAAGCGUUGACAUGAUGUUUGAUGCAGCCCAGGCGGCCGGGUUCAAGCUCAUCUACUCAUUUGACUACGCCGGCCGGGGUCCCUGGCCUCAGCAGGAUGUCAUCGAUAUGUUAAACGUCUACUCAGAUAGCCCGGCCUACUUUCGACAAUCAACUGGCCAGCCCUUAGUUUCUACCUUUGAAGGCCCUGGACAGUCUGAGGACUGGGUCUAUAUAAAAGAGCAAACUAAUGCCUUCUUUAUGCCUUCCCGGUCUUCACUCGGCGCCAAGCGCGCGAUGAAGAAGAAUGUCGCCGACGGGCUCUUCAGCUGGGGCGCCUGGCCUGAAGGACCUAACGACAUCAGCGAGGAGAUUGACGCUUCCUAUGUCGACUUUUUAGGGAAAGACGCUAGUGGCAACAAGAGGCCUUACAUGAUGCCUGUCUCGCCUUGGUUAUAUACCAACCUCCCAGGCUAUAGGAAGAAUUGGCUCUAA